CACCCGCAAUGCAAUUUAUUUAUUAUCGAAUAACGCGAAGGCAGUACAGAUUAAUAUAGAGGAGCGUCUGCCACCACCGCCGUUAUCACAACGAACAGGAUCCAUAAUACACGACCGACGGUGGAUAGUUUAUCAUUUUCGACUUCGUUUCCUGGCUGAACACAUCAAUGAUGAUACUGUAUACAAGAAAAAGGAUCAGGUGUUUAUCAUAUCGCCCAGGUAGCGGUUUACAUGGUUUCUUACUUUUGAUGAUCUUCACAACUACAUUAGCACAGAAAUCAGCCACAAAUCUUCAGUGUGAAAAUGGAUGGUAUUUGAUAUCUGGACAGUGUUACUCUAUCUUCAAUUCUUCUCAAACAUGGCACCAAGCUAACUCCACGUGUAACAGCUAUUCAUCAAUUCUAGCUGAACCUUUAGGGUAUCAUGUCAAUAAGAGGCUUGGAGAUACCAUCAGUAAACUAAACAGAAACUAUGUUAAUGCAUGGAUUGGUUACACAUAUCUAAAUGCUCAGAAAUCUGUGACAAAUAUCACCAAACCAUUUUGGAGUGAUGGAUCUGAAAGUAGUGUUGCAUUUGGUUUGUGGGGAGACAGCCAACCCAGCCUAGAACAAGGAAAAUGUUGCAAUUUAAAAUAUUCAAACGAACAAUGGAAAUGGUCUUUAAAUCGUUGUAGCAACCCAGAACCAUUUAUUUGCCAGAAGCCAGCAUGCCCAAAAGACACAUUUAACUGUGGCCUGACGGGCCAACGUAAAGGAAGAUGUCUGGAUAGAAGCAAAGUAUGUGAUGGCCAUACUGAUUGUGAGAAUGGUCUGGAUGAAGCCGACUGUGCUGAAGACUGCCAAUUUUUAUUGAAACAAUCUGAGGGUGAAAUUAAACUUACAAAUAUUAUUCAAAGACUUGCAAAGUCGUUGAGCUGUCAAUGGAUCAUAGAAGGAAAAGUUGGCAGCAAGCUUCAAAUCUGGUUUGAAUCAACAGACAUCUUGCAGGAUCAAGCAGAGCUUGAAGUUUGGGUUGGAGCAAGGUCAGUCUCUGAAAGCUAUCUUGCUGCCAUUCUAAAGGAACCAAGAAAACCUGCUGAAUACAUCUUAAGUUACAAUAACUUUAUUAUUAUAAGGCUCCAGGUUCAAUCUACAGAAAAUCUGAAAUCCUUUCAAAUAAAGUGGCUUUCAGGUCUAAGAUGUUCUUGGAUCCCAUACCCUCAUCAUGUACAUCUGGAGAGUGAGCCAACCCACUGUGAACAAUGUGACUUAAAUAAAUGCAUGGAAACUUGUGAAAAGUUGAAGAAUUGUUCUAUGAUAACAGUUAACCAUGACAAAGGUUUAUGUGAACUGUACCCCAUGGUACCACUAUCAGUUGAAUCUAGUUGUUGUGAUAGCUAUGUCAAGUCUUGUCCUGAAGCUACUGAUUCCUCUGAUUUGUUGUCACGUGAUGCAGUAUUAAUGUCUACAGAUGAAUAUCAGAGUAUCUACUCCCCAUUGUAUCCAAAUAUGCCUCCUGGUAAUAUGGAAAAGACAUGGCUAUUAUUAGCUCCUUUUGGGGAUAUUGUUACUCUUCAGGUCCAAGAUUUGAUGUUGAGUAAUGAAGAUGAACUUAUUGUGUAUAAUGGAGAAUCUGAUCUGUCAGAAAUUUAUGUAAAGUUCACAAAUGCAGCUUAUCAAUACUCAACACCCAUUAUCUCCACUAAAAAUACUAUGUAUAUAAAAUACAACACUGGAAUCUUUCCCAACAAAAGUCGUGGAUUUCUUGCUAAAUUCAGAAAAGGUUGUACUUUCAAAGUUGAUUCUAAUUUUGGAUAUGUUAGUUCCCCUGGUUAUGGCACUACAUUUUCUUACCCUCCUAAUGUAGUCUGUGAAUGGGAAAUUGCCCCAAAGUCAACUAUGAAACACUUAAUACUUGAAUUCUCACCAAAAUUUGGUUUGGAAAAUGGCAAAGACUUUCUUGAGGUCUACAAUGGAACUAUUUCUUUUGAAAACAAGUUGCACCAGGGUGAAGGUUUUACAGGAACUACAGUUCCUCCUAUUCUAACCUCAAAUUCUCAAAAAUUCAUCUUAACAUUAAGGACAAGUGCCAACACUGCUGGUGUUGGUUUCAAUGCUACAUUUUAUGGAGAUAGCUACUGUGGACCAGUUCCAGUUUUAGAGGGGGGACGUUGGAUACAUACCUCUGGAUUUAAUACUGGAAACAAUGCUACAUUUGAAUGCUUUGAGAACUUUGAGGCAAAAUCUGGAAAUACGAUCUAUUGUGACAAGAAUGGUAAUUGGGAACCACAACCAGAAUGUUCAGUGAAAACUUGUCCUACUUUGCAACCUGUUCUUGGUGGUACAUGGGAGAAUAUUCAGAACAUAAAUGGUUUGAUGAUAUUUCAUCUUACUUGUAAGACACCAAAUUAUCAAAUCUCAGGUAGUCCAGAUGUAUUCUGCUGGAAUGGAACUUGGUCAGGGAAUCCAACUUGUUGUCGGCAGAAAUGCAAUUUGAAGAUGUUUGCUAAUGUCAUUGACAGGACUAGCAUCACUGGUUACAUGAAAGGGGACAGUGUGAAUAUUACAUGUGCACAAGGCUAUAAAUUAGUGGGUAAAAACCCUUUCCUUUGUGGAGUUGAUCCUAUACCUUCCUGUCAACCUGUUGUUUGUGAAACCCCACAGAUUGCAAAUGCUACUAUACUUUCAUUACAAAAUAUCUUCUACUUCAAUGAUUCAGUAAAAGUUGUAUGUUCAGAAGGGUAUGAAUUAGUAGGUAACUCAACUAUAACCUGUCAACACUAUGGCAACUGGACUUCUUUACCAACAUGCGAAGAGGCUGAGUGCCCUCCUGUGGAAAGGAAUGUUUUUACAUUCGAGGGUACAGUUGACCCAGCUGGUAAGACAAAGUAUGGUGAAAUCGUAAAUAUUACCUGUAAUAUAAAUGUGCAGAAAGUAUAUCAAAGAAGAUGUCUGUAUGACUUGAAGAAUAAAAUAUUCACGACUUUGGGAGAGAGUUCAAAAUGUCACACUAUUGACUGUGGCCAACCUAAACAGAUUCCAGGAAUGGUAAUGCCUGACCAGUUUAACUGCACACAUCAUGGAUGCUCUUUUGAGUUUCAGUGCCUUCAGCCAUUAUUUAAAGUUGCUGGUGAAAGUGCAAUGAAGAAUCAAACAGUGAUUUGUGGCAAAACUGGCCGAUGGACAUUUAAUAAUUUAACUUGUGUUGGUCCAUCAUGCAGUGACCCUGGUACUCCACCAGAUGCAAGACAAAAUUUCACUUCCUACGAAGUAGGAAAUUUAGUCCAAUAUGUUUGUUUGCGACCUGGAUACAAACCAAAACCUCUUUAUCCCUUAAAAUGUGUUGUGAUAAAUAAUGCAGCACAAUGGAAUCAUACAACUCCUGUAUGUGUUGAUGUUGAGAAACCAACAUUUAAAAACUGUCCACCAAAAAUUCUUUAUGUUGAAAGGCUGUCUCGUCUCAACAGAGAAACACCCAUAGCUCAAGAUAAUUCUAAAUACCUGAAAUCAGUCAUUGUGAGGCCAAUACUCUUUCAUAUAAACCAAACAAUCUUAAUUGACACCCCAGUUACAUAUGUUGCAGAAGAUGAUGCAGGCAAUGUAGCUGAAUGCACAUUCCAGAUUGCUAUUAUUGACCACGAAGCUCCGGAAAUAUUCUGUCCCGGAGAUCAGGAAUAUUUUCUGCAAACAAACAAAGUGUUAAAGAAGGAUGACUUUUUAGUAAAUGCUACUGAUAAUUCCAAUUCAGUAACUUUGACUUUUGAACCAGAAGAAUUACACCUUAAGUAUAAGAAGUCUUUAAGUGUUUACACUAUGAAAGUAACUGCCACAGAUCCAUCAAAUAACACAGCAAGUUGUUAUAUCUUUGUUAAAGUUAAAUUUAACAGCAGCGAAAUAUGCAGAGCUGAAAACCUCAUCUUAAAUGCACUAUUGAAUUGUUCAGACAUUCCUGAUAGGGUCAGCUGCACAAUAUCUUGCAGGAAGAAUUAUAAAUUUUACCAUAAUAUUAGUGCAGUCAGUGAAGUUAUCAGCUGUAAUUUUACCAAUGGAUUGAACCGAGAAGCACUUUUUUGUGUUGAAGAAAUAUCGAGUAGCUACCAACUAGCUGUUGUGUAUGUAUAUAAAACAGAGAAUAUUACAUGUAUACAAAAUGAGCUUAUGAAAGAAGUUCCUGGUGUAUAUAAGGAUUUUGCCUCACAGCUUCAUCAGUUUUAUGGUGAAAGGUUUAACAUCACAGAACCAAAAUCAUCUUAUGCAUCACCAGUUUCAACAGAACUGAAAAAUAGUUCGGUUUAUGCGACUGUUCGACUUGAAUAUAAUGGAGAUGCUAAUCUUUGGAGAAAAUUAAAGAGCCACUUUGACUCAUAUUUUGCAAUGAAAUCAGGAACUGACCAUUUUAACCCUAAAUGUGCACCAAAAAAAGAAAUUUUAGACAGCAUAAGUGGUUUCAAGUGUUCUGGGAAUGCAAAGCUUGUUCAAGAAAAUAGAUGUCUUACCUGUCCUCCUGGAACAUAUGGUUUUGAUUUCAAAGACUGUCUACCUUGUCCACAAAAUACUUACAACUCACAGUAUGGCUCAAGUAACUGUACAACAUGCCCUCGUGGGACAUACAACUCUCAAAAGGGCUCUUCAAGUAUACAAGACUGCUUUGAUGGUUGUCCAGAAGGGACUAUCUCAGCAACUGGCCAUAUUCCAUGCAAACUAUGUCCUAUAAAUACUUACCAGUUUAACAAAACGUUUUGUGAAACAUGUCAAGCAGCGCUAUUUACUCAGUAUAAAGGCGCCACCAGUGAUAGACAAUGUGUCGACCAAUGUUAUCCUGGUUACUUUUCUGCAACUGGUUAUGCACCCUGUCAGACAUGUCCUGAGAAUACCUAUAGUAUGUUCCACAAAAGUACCAUGUGUACUCCUUGUAACUAUAAUGAAACAAGUCAACCUGGUUCAAAAUCACGGUCAGGUUGUUCAGAGACUGAUAUUUGUGAUAGAAAUCCUUGUAAAUAUGGUAAUUGUUUAGUUGUCAGACAUCAUUAUGAGUGUGACUGCUUUCCAGGUUAUAAAGGAGAAAAUUGUUCUGUUAGUAUUGAUCCCUGUAUAUCAGAUCCCUGCUACCAUAAUGGUACAUGCCAAUUUACUAAGGAUGGCAAUUACACAUGUUUCUGUGACCCAAAUUUUGUUGGUCGUAACUGUGAAACGAAUAUUAAUCACUGUAAGGUGGAUAGUUGCAAAAAUAAUGGAACCUGCCAGAAUCUAUACAGUACCUUCAGAUGCCUGUGUCCUUCUUGGAAUCAGUAUACUGGAGAUUUUUGUAAUGAAACCACAAGUCCCUGUAGUUCGUCACCAUGUCACAGCAAUGCUACAUGUAUUCUUCAUGGCAAAAAUUUCUAUUGUGAAUGUCCUUCAGGGUAUACUGGAGAACUCUGCAAUAUUGAUAUUGAUGAAUGUCAAUCCAGCCCAUGUUUGAAUAAUGGUACCUGUACAAAUUUACUCGACAUGUUUAGCUGCAGUUGUCAAUCAGGAUUCUCAGGAAGAUUCUGUGAAUUGUAUAGUGACCCAUGUAGUCUUGUUAACUGUACAAGCAACUCAAAAUGUAUUCCAGACUCUUCCACAAACAAUGCUAUGUGUGUAUGUUACCCAAAUUUCUACAAAGAUAAUAAUGGACUAUGUGUUCCUAUAAAUUCUUGCAAAACUAUAACUUGCCAAAAUGGUGGCACAUGCAUUGAAAAUAAAGGUACUAUUUCAUGUCAGUGCAAUCCGGGAUAUGAAGGGUCCCUUUGCCAAUAUAAUUCUAAAGCGUGUGGCAAUCUCACUUGUCAAAAUGGAACUGUAUGCCAAGAAGACAAAGGUAUAUACCAAUGUGUCUCUAAUUCCAAUCAAACUAAAGCUGAAGAAACUAGAACUGUCUGCUCUUUUAAUGUAACAAACAACUGCACUAAUUUUGAUCCAAGAAACCAUAAUUGUUUGGUCAAUGGAAUAGCUGGAGUUUACUGUAAGGAAAAUCCUUGCCAAGGUAUCCAAGAGAAUGGUACAUGUCCAUGCUUACCAGCAUUUGUCAAUGAAUGUGAUAGUAAACCCUGUUUAAAUGGGGCUACAUGUCUUCAGAGUGGAAACUCCUCGCGUUGCAUAUGUUCAUCUGGUUAUUAUGGAAAGACUUGUGAACGUAAAAUUGAUGCAUGCCAAACAGUAAACCAUUGUCUAGGGUCGAAUAGCAGCUGUCGGAUGGUCAAUAAUAAAGCUACUUGUAUCUGCCCUACAGGUUUUGGAGGAAUUGGCUGUCAAGACAAAUCUUUAUGUUCCCCUGAAUCUUGUCAGAAUAAAGGCAUCUGUUUGGAGAAGUCAAAUAAUAUAACGUGCACUUGUCCACUUGGAUUUACUGGUGAAGUUUGUGAGAAUGUUACUAAUCCAUGCUCCAAGAAAUCCUGUGCUGGACAGAAAUGUCAAGUAAAGAAUAAUCAAGCAACCUGCAUGUGUCCUUCGAAUAAAUGGGGGUCUCAAUGUCUCAGAGAUAUCCCCUAUGGAAGUGACUUGGUAGUUCUGAAACCCAAAGGGUUUUUUGUACCAAUGAAUGCACCUGAGUUUAGUCGUAUCAUAGAGGAUCAGUUGACCAUGACCUUCUGGAUAAAGUACAAUGAAGACAUGAACAAUGAGAAACAGGCAUCUGCUACAAGUAUAUGUCUCUACGGAUCAAAUGAUUUGAUAAAUCCAGUAUUCAGUGCUAAGGAAUUGGUACAUUUACAAGGUAACACCCUGUCCCUCCAGAUGUUUGAUGACACACACACCGUUACCUUGAAAUCUUUAACUAAUGGAAUCUGGCAUCAUGUGAUACUACAAUGGAGCAAUAGUGAUGGAAUUCUCUUGGUUUAUCACAAUGGAGACUUAACUUUAGAAAAAAAUCUCGGUAAUGGAAAACAAAUUCCACCACUGGGUUUACUAGUUGUUGGUGGGAAAUUAAACACAAAACAAAGUGCAAUUGAAGCCUCUUAUUUCUCUGGUCGGAUCAGUCGUUUAUGGAUUCUCAACCAAACUUUAUCGAAAGAAAAUUUACAGAAUUUUUGGAAAAACCCAAGCCAAACACCAUCAAAUAUUUUGAGCAAUCUUGUGAAAAAUAUGCUAAUGUUGCCAAAUUAUUUGUUGGAUUUCCAGUCUGAAAUAAAACCAGAUAUGUGUGAGAUCAAGAAAAAUUGUCCACAAACAAAUAAAAUAUCAUCGCCAACCGUGAUUAAAUGCCCCUCUGACAAGCUGUAUAUAUCUAAGCCCUGGAGUACUCUGAAGUGGAACAAACCAGAGUUUAAAGAUGUUGACAGAGUUAUUUCUAAUUAUAAACCAGAAGUUACCAAUUUUGAUUGGGAUGACUAUACUGUGAUCUACAUUGGUUUUGACCAAUACAAUUCAUCAGCUGUGUGCACUUUCAGAAUUUUUAACCACCAAUUUGAAUGUAAAAAACCAAGUGAUCCAUUUGAAGGCACGCAACAUUGUUGGACAGAAAAUGAUUCACUGCUGUGUAAGCCAAAAUGUAAUGAUGCUAGUCAUAAAUUAGUAUUACUUGGACCCAGUUUUUAUGCCUGUGGUCCUUAUCACAUGUGGGGCAAGCAUAACCAGUCAGUUCCUUUCAAAUAUCCACCUUGUUCAGCUACUAGUAAAAGUUUGAAAAACAUUACUCUGGAAUUUUCCAUUGAAUUUAAACAGCCAUAUGAUGACAGCCAGUUUUCAAGCAUCUGUAAACUGAUAAAAGCAAGCUUGAAAGAAGUUCUUGAGAACCGCACAGAUGUCUCUUGUCCUACAGGAGAUUGUAAGUUAGUUGUAACAAUUAAUGGCAAAGCAUGUGCUAUAGAUUCUCAAGAUAUAAUUCGCAAGAAGAGAAGUACUUCAACUUCAAAUGUGGCUAAUAUUCAAGUUGGUAUUAAUGGAAUAGUUUUAAAUCCAUCUCAGAACCAGAGCACUAAUUUGACACAAGAUAUGAUUGUAGCAUUAAUUGGUAACAAUGAACUUAACACACAGCUGAGUGCAAUGAAUGCAAGUUUGGUCUUGUCUUCAGUAAAGCCUCAAGUAGUUAGUUAUUGCACUGCAGGUGUUUUACAGGGAUCAAGCUGUGUUGAAGCUGGCCCUGGGACAUUUUGGUCCAGUAAGCACAAUACUGUGAAAUCAUGUCCAAAGGGCACAUACCAGCCAAAUUCCAGAAGUAGUAGCUGUAAUAAUUGUACAAGUGGUAAAACUACUGAAACAAUUCAAUCUGUCCAGGAAAGUGAAUGCAAAGACACAUGCCCUGAGGGUUCCUAUUUCCAGUCAUCCACAUCUAAAUGUACACAAUGUAGUGUUGGCUUCUAUCAAGACCAGCCUGGAAUGUUCCAGUGUGAAAUUUGCAGACAAGGUAACACAACAAACGAAAAAGGUAGCACCAGUGAGUCAGAAUGUGUAAUACUUGCGGAGAAAAAAAGUGAUAAUACUAAACUUAGAACAGCUGCAAUUGUUACUAUAGUAGUUGUCCUAACACUAUUGCUUUUGGCGAUAAUUCUCGUGGUUUACUUCUGGAAGCAUCUGAAGAAACGUUGCCCUUGUGGCAACAAAGUUAAAAAAAUAUCACCAAUAGUCAUUACUGGCAAUGGGAAGACGCCAAGCAGUGAAGUUAUCAUCCUUCCCGCUAAAGUAAUUAACAGCCCAGCAAAAUCUACAGAAGAUUAUUCACCAAGAAUCUAUAACCUGCAGGAUUCAUCCGAACAUAAUGUAUAUCAUCCAGUUGUAUGGCCAAAGUCAAAUGAAAGUGAAAGAACGGUUCAAAAAAUACAUUUGGCAAAUUAUCAUGACAAUAGCCAAAAGAUAAUGGUUGAUUCAGAUGAAGAAGAUAUGCGAUAACAACUAUCAUUUUAUCAACUUUGGUAAUUUUAUCAACCUAUUCUGUAUGCUAUAUUCAAGAAUAUAUUUAUAUUUCAGGAAUAUAUAAAUAUAUAUAUAUAUCCUUCAGCUAAUAUCAAGAAACACUCUCACACAUACAUU
Messenger RNA from Octopus sinensis (East Asian common octopus), 8966 nucleotides. RefSeq lists its product as uncharacterized. Lineage: Eukaryota; Metazoa; Mollusca; Cephalopoda; Octopoda; Octopodidae. Gene Ontology annotation, molecular function: Notch binding; calcium ion binding. Gene Ontology annotation, cellular component: plasma membrane; protein-containing complex. The record is from RefSeq and is a predicted model, not a curated record. Gene Ontology annotation, biological process: establishment or maintenance of epithelial cell apical/basal polarity; Notch signaling pathway; heterophilic cell-cell adhesion. The transcript is spliced from 53 exons. The coding region runs from base 168 to 8825 and encodes 2885 amino acids.